GUCGGUCCAACUGUCAGGCAAUUUUUUUAGUCUGCUUAUAAUUCUGCUUCAAAACACAAUGACUACGUGGACGUUAUUCAUUCUCUUUUUUCUGUUUCCAUUUCUUGAAUGGGGUGGAUAUUCAGUUGGUGCUGAAAAAUACGACGACAAUGAUGAGGUCAAACUGUACGUCAACAAAGUUGGUCCAUACAACAACCCUCAUGAAACCUAUCACUAUUAUAGUCUGCCAGUCUGCAUUCCGGAAAAGAUUGAGCAUCGUAGCAUGUCUUUGGGAGAGGUACUCGAUGGAGACAGAAUGGCCAAAUCAUUGUACAAAUUGAAAUUCAAGACUGAUGUCGAAAAGAAAAAACUUUGUACAUUGAAUCUGAAGAAGAAAGAGUUGGAGAAGCUGUCUGAAGCUAUCGAAGAUCAGUAUUACUUUGAAUUUGUUGUGGAUGAUUUACCUUUGAGAAACUUUGUUGGGCACCUGGAAGAGGGACGCCUCUUCCCCCACACCCACAAAAUCUCUGUCUGGACCCAAUACGAAUUCAUCUUUGAGUACAACGAUAAACAAAUCAUUAGCGCCAAUGUCUCCGUGAGCGAUGGCGUCGAAUUACCCGAGACCAUCGAAACCGACUUCGAAGUAACUCAAACUUAUAGCGUCAAAUGGAUUCCCACCAGUGUGAAAUUCGAAGAUAGGCUGGAUCGUUUCAAAGCCCGCAAGUUUUUCCCAGUAACGCUGGAAAUUCAUUGGCUUUCCGUCAUGAAUUCGAUGGUUUUGGCUUUCCUACUCAUCAGCUUUGUCGCCGUCAUCUUAAUGCGCAUCGUCAAAAAAGAUUUCGCUCGUUACAGUGAAGAUUCAGCAGGAGGUGAUGUGGACGAGUACGGCUGGAAAAUCAUCCACUCUGACGUGUUCCGCUUCCCGCAGAGGAAAAUGCUGUUUUGCGCCGUGUUGGGUGUCGGGUCCCAGCUGUUGUGCAUGGCGGCAAUUAUCAUCGUUCUGGCUUUAGCCGGACAAUUUAACGUUCAUCGCCAUGGAGCCGUUAAUGCGGCUUCUUGCUUUCUCUACGCUCUGACAUCCGUCGUCAGCGGUUUUGUGGCUUGCCGAUUUUUCAAACAAAUGGGCGAAGGAUUUCGGUGGGUUCAGUGCGUUCACCUGACGUCGUGCCUUUUCGCCGUCCCAGUGUUUGUCCUUUGGGGCAUUCAAAAUACGGUGGCUUGGAUGUAUCACUCUACUCAAGCUCUACCUUUUACCACUGUCCUUCUCAUGAUGAUGGUCUGGCUCUUUAUUGGUUAUCCAUUGACUGUCUUGGGAGGAAUUUUUGGCAAGAAUGUGGCAGCCGACUUCGACGCACCCUGUCGGGCCAAGAACAUUCCCAGGGAGAUUCCGGCGACUCCUUGGUACCGAUCCUGGAUGAUCCACUAUUUGGUCGGUGGAUUCCUUCCUUUUAGUGCCAUCUCGGUUGAACUGUACUACGUCUUCGCUACCCUGUGGAGCCGUGAACCCUACACUCUCUACGGAAUCCUCGGUUUGACCUUCAUCAUCGUCCUUUGCGUCACAGCCACCGUGUCCAUCGCGUUAACUUAUUUUCAACUGGCCAUCGAAGAUCACGAGUGGUGGUGGCGAUCCAUCUUCUCGGCAGGAUCCACUAGCGUUUUCAUCUUUCUCUAUGCAGCUUUUUAUUAUUUCCGUCGCUCCAACAUGUCGGGUUUCUUUCAGACCACCGAAUUCUUUUCAUCCAUUUUCAUCACUUGUUACGCCUUUUUCCUGGCCCUGGGCACGGUGGCGUUCUUCGCGUCGCUCAAGUUCGUGCGAUACAUUUACGGCAGUAUUAAAAUGGACUGAGCUGGUUGUCGGUCCGUUGCCAUUGGAAUCGAAUGUCUUCAUAACAAUCGUUAUGUUGAAGUUAAACUGAUUGUUACCAAACGCACAUCGUUGGAUGGAUCACUCAUCGUACCAACCAAUGUGUGCUCUCCCUAUUCAUGUAUUUCUCUUAACCCCGAUCUGUUGUUAUGUAAUGUCGAUUAAAACUUAAGUUUGUUUGACAAUU
Daphnia pulicaria is the source of this 2030-nucleotide messenger RNA. Its product is annotated as transmembrane 9 superfamily member 1-like. Gene Ontology annotation, cellular component: membrane. The transcript is spliced from 5 exons. NCBI's taxonomy places the organism in Eukaryota, Metazoa, Arthropoda, Branchiopoda, Diplostraca, Daphniidae. Bases 59 to 1825 code for a protein of 588 amino acids. The record is from RefSeq and is a predicted model, not a curated record. Gene Ontology annotation, biological process: protein localization to membrane.